AGGAAGUGUGGCAACUAAUUGUUGAUAAACUUGACAGCAACAUCUUUGGCAGCUAUGCACUUGAAUUUACAACUUGGAAUGUUUAAGGUUUGUUUUAACUUCGGUGUAUGGCGGUAGUUGCUGAAAUCUGUCACUUGGUUGCUUUAAAUGAGUCCGCGUAAGAGUUUGCAAAUGCAAAUCAGCUUGCGACUCUAACGUUAAUUUAUUUGAAUAGCACGCACGUUAGCCAACUUUAGCUCUAUACCAAAAUCGAUACUGGCUUCUUUGAAGUGGUUGCAACUAAACUGUCAUCUUUCCAACAUCUUCGGCAGUUUGUAAUUUAUGCUGCUCAAGUAUGGGCUGACAAGAGGCUGGUGUCGCAGUCAGACAAUUUCUGCCGUCGUGCCUGUGAAAUGACCUGACUGCAAGCCCUCAACCACAUCGGAUUACAAGAAUGGCCAGGAUAGCGUGGUAUCAAGAGAAGAUUGGUGCAUAUGACCAGCAGAUAUGGGAGAAAUCGUUGGAACAAGCCGAGCUAAAGGGUAUCCACAACAAACCCAAGAAGACAGGACACAUCAAGCCUGAUCUCAUUGAUGUUGACCUAGUGCGAGGCUCCACGUUCAGUAAAGCCAAGCCAGAUAGCCCAUGGACAGCCCUGACGAGGAAGGGCCUGGUGCGAGUCCUCUUCUUCCCCUUCUUCUUCCAGUGGUGGAUCCAGGUUACGUCCAAGUGCAUCUCUACCUGGAUCCUCAUCUUGUACCUACUGCAAGUGGCAGCGGUGGUGCUGUAUGUGGAGGUGCCGGUGGCCAGUGCCAGUGAGGUGGUGGGGCCGGCCUGCCUCAUGCUGCUGCUGGGCACGGUGCACUGCCAGAUCGUCUCCACAGAGUCCUGCCGCAGCCCACAGCCCAGCCCCCCCUCCAGCAGAGCUCCCAGCCCCGUCAGGAGGAAGAGACAGAGGAAGAGCAAGGGACCAAAGAAAGCAGAGGACCAUGGGAACGGAACGGACUCCAGGCCGCUGCCGUGGCAAGAAGCCGUGGAGAAGCCGAGGCUACCAAAGAGUGAGAAGAGAAGGAGCCCUGUGAGGAAGUCCAUGUACGGACUCUCGGAGGAGAUCUCCAGUGACGAGGAGGAGAAAGAGGAGCGGGAGGGAGCGGCGCCCUUCCACCAGUCGGUCCGCGAGAGGCACCUGAAGGCAGACGGCCCCAAGCCGCCCUCAAUACUCAGGAAGAGGGUCAGGAGCCCGGCCAAAAGUCCCCCUCCUCCCUUCUCCCCCCCUCCUCCUGCCCAGCCCCAGGACGAAGGCAAGUCUGUGACCAUGGUGGCGGCGGGUGCGAAGCCGCGAGACGUGGAGCACCUGAUCACCUCGGUGGGCUCGCAGGCGGCCUCCGACACCGACGACAUGCUGUGGGAGGAGCUUCUGCAGGGCCCUGACUCAGCCUCCUCCCGGAGCACAGACAGCGAGGAAGACGCCCGGCACGCGCACGCUCACGCCGCCCACACGCUGGCCCCCGGCAACGGCCUCAGUAGCGACGAGGAGACGACGUUUCCACAGAGCCAGAUGUCAUGGCUGCAGGCGUGCCACCCCUCUAAAGACCGCGUGAGCGCCAUCUUCUGGGAGCAGGGGGAGUGCAAGAAGGCCGACAUGUCAGUGUUGGAGAUCAGUGGCAUCAUUCUCACUCGGGUGAAGGUGGUGGAGCAGGGCAUGGGCUACCUGCUGCUGGGCGGGCUGGUGACGGCCACGCUGGCGCUGCUGCCCUUCGUCUUCCGGCUGGCGCAGCGGCUGGAGGUGGCGCGCGUGGGCUCGCUGUGCGGCCACGAGCUGCUGGCCAUGGCCCUGGGCCCGCCCAGCCCCGCCGCCUACGCCUUCUUCCUCAUCAGCACGCUGGAGCGCGUCUGCCUCACCGGCCUCUUCUUCUUCAUGACCUGCGUGGCCGAGAGGACCUACAAGCAGAGACUUCUGUUUGCCAAGCUCUUCAGUCACCUGACGUCAGCACGCAAGGCCAAGAAGUCCGAGAUCCCCCACUUCAGGUUGAAGAAGGUGCAGAACAUCAAAAUAUGGCUGUCACUGCGCUCUUUCCUGAAGAGGCGAGGCCCCCAGCGCUCCGUCGACGUCAUCGUGUCCUCCAUCUUCUUCCUCGCUUUGUCCUUCGCCUUCAUCUGUUGCGCCCAGUUGCUUCAUAGUCAUCAUACAUUCCUGGAUUCGGAGACCAACUGGGAGUUGCUGAUCUGGUGUGCUGCCCUCAGCUUCUUCCUGCUGCGUCUGGCAGCGCUGGGCGCCGAGACCAACCGCAAGUACAGCAACGCCUCUGUGCUGCUCACAGAACAGAUCAAUUUAUACCUGAAGAUGGAGAAGAAGCCUAAUAAGAAAGAUGAGUUGAACAUUGUCAAUAACGUUCUGAAGCUGGCCACCAAACUUAUGAAAGAGCUGGACACUCCGUUCCGUCUGCUGGGCCUGACGGUGAACCCGCUCAUCUACAACAUCACCCGCGUGGUCAUCCUGUCCGCCAUCUCCGCAGUGGUCAGCGACCUGCUGGGCUUCAACAUCAGACUGUGGAAGAUAAAGCCUUGAGAUGUGACUCUUAAACGUGGAGGACUUUGGGACCCCGGAGGCGACAUGAGGCGAGGCGAGGUGACGCUCGGGUUAUGCACCUUCCGUCUGGACGAGCAGCCAGACCACCUUUUUUCCAUCAGCGCUCUUACUAGAACUACAGCCUAUGUGCAAAAUCUACUGACCAAAAAAACCCUGCAUCGCUCAGCCUCUGGCGGAGUGAUCGGGAGGCUUUUGUUGUUGUAAAUGUUUUUAUUGUUUUUCCUUUAUGCACAUAUGUCAGGCAUUAUUACAGUAUAUCAGGCAUGCUCUCAUCUGACCUCUAACAUGUGAAUCCUGAUCUCUUGAGCCCCCCCCAAUAGAUAUGAACUCUAGAUGCUGUGUUUAGUCUUUUGACGUGACCCAAUCCCUGGGUCCACCGACUUGGGCCUACAAGAUAAUGUGCGUAUCGCCGUAUCGGGCGUGUCACCGAUUGAUGGCAGCGUUAUACCUGCUGAACUAGCAGCGAUGACUCCAGAAAAUAAAGAAAAUGCUGCACACUCUGCUCCAUUUUUUAUUUUGAAGUAACGCUUCGGUCGUCCAGCCUUCUUCUAACGUUGUUUGAAGUGGAAGUUCGAAGACAGACAGACGACCGAAAUGUUCAAAAUAAGUGCAGCAUUUUCUUUAUUUUCUUUGACAUUUGAAUGCACAAGAAGCCAGCACCUCAAAAAAGACUUCAUUGGUGUGUGAUACCUCUUUUUUUCUAAGUGAUCUCACUUCAGCCAUUCGUUCCAUUACAAAGUAGUGGUCAACGCUGCAUCUAGUCUUUAUCUCUAUGGAACCCCCAACUCUGUUGUGUGGGGUGAUUCGCCAGCUGUGAUGAGCAACCUGGAUUUAUUAGAAUCCAGUACUACAUGUUACAAAUGACAUACCUGUCCAAUUCAACCAGGGGGUAUUCCAAGAACCUGGCUCAGAAGUAAACCAGGUUAAGUAAACCUUGAGGCAGUGGUAAAUCAUCUAAUAAAAGUGAAUAAAAGAGUUGUCAUUUUCUUUAGCAGCUUCCCACUUCCUGCAGGUUAAAUUAGCCAGGUUCAUCACAUAAUCAUCUUCUUGGAAUACCUGUCUCCCAGGUAAUCAUCCAACCAGGAAAUCACUUGGUGGAAUUGGAUUGGUAAAACCAGGUCAUUUGGAAGAUGUGACACUGGAUUGUAACGGAUGAAUCCAGGUUAAUCAUCAAUGUUGACCAGUGUUGCUCAAUCUAAAAUGUUCAGUCAUUACAUUAUUAUGACGAUGCAACAAGUGCAUUAUAUGCACUAUCUACCUUUCUACCGAUGCAACUCGUGUCAUGUGUAGCGACCUCUGAUUUGUGAACCAGUGAACAUUUCGGACACAGGCCUGCGCAUUCCAAGAAUAACUAACAGGAAGUGGUAAACCUGCUAAUAGAUAUCCCACAGGUGUCAUUCAUUUAGGAAGAGAGGCAGCUAGGCUCUUCUAUUAGGUGAUUUACCACCACCUCAAGGCUAAAUCAACCUGGUUUGCUACUACUGGUUUCCUACUAAGCCAGGUUGUUGGAAUUACCCCCCAGGCUUCUGGAAUGCCAUACAGAAACGGCACAAGUGCAAGAAAGGGAUGGAAGCCUGGCUUUACUCAUAACCACUGAAGUGCCUUCUUAACUUUCAAAGAGGACGUUCUGUCUGACACAUUUCACAAAAUAUGGAAAGUUGUGUGUGAGGUGUCAGAAGUCGUGUGUCAUGAAAUGGGAUAUGAACGACUCCGAUGGUAGAAUAGACUGUGACCAAGAUUGACCAGUCUUUUGAUGAUUUAUGAAAGCAUUUUUGUACUAUAGGUGAUGAUUUGUUUAGUGAAAAUACUGUUGAGAUUGUUGUAUGAAUACUAUUCGCAAAGGACUGCAAGUCAAGCCACUAAAGGCUAACACACCUGUGAAUAAGGAAAUCACCGCAAAAUGAGGGUGAAAUCUAUUCUAAAGAUCUGUCAUACUGAACUUAAAGCUUGGAGUGGAAAGUGCUGAGUUCAACCAAUACCCCUAUGAAAAAAAUAAAAAAGGUAUUUGAGUAA
Messenger RNA from Engraulis encrasicolus (European anchovy), 4582 nucleotides. It is a transcript of the gene phtf1, whose product is annotated as putative homeodomain transcription factor 1. The transcript is spliced from 17 exons. Bases 434 to 2548 code for a protein of 704 amino acids. NCBI's taxonomy places the organism in Eukaryota, Metazoa, Chordata, Actinopteri, Clupeiformes, Engraulidae. Gene Ontology annotation, cellular component: endoplasmic reticulum. The record is from RefSeq and is a predicted model, not a curated record.